Molecule: messenger RNA, 2295 nt
Organism: Pseudogymnoascus destructans
Lineage: Eukaryota; Fungi; Ascomycota; Leotiomycetes; Thelebolales; Thelebolaceae
Exons: 1
Coding region: 1-2295 (764 amino acids)
Source: RefSeq, a predicted model, not a curated record
AUGGCUCUAGUAAAAAAACCCAAGGUCGGGACCAAAUGCGCCACUGGUUCCGAAGCAAAGAAUACGAUUGCUCGCCGCAGGAACUCAGCCGCAAAGGUGGCUGUUGGACGCCCUACUUCUAGAUUGCCCCAAAAACUCCCCGCCAAAAGCAGCGAAGAUGACGGUGUCGAGGACGGUGAACCUUCUUAUGAGCCAAGCGAUGAUGAGAUCGAUGGCGAUAGCACUGAAGGAAACUCCCCUUCCAGCACACAACGUAGGAAGGGUGCAGUGAAGCCUGCCAAAAAGAUGAUCUAUAAGAAACACCUCAGAAGAGACGCAAUAAAAUUCACGACUAGCCAAGCUAUGGUCGAUGCAGAGGAGGAAUUCGAUCCUCGCGCUGCUGCGUACCGAGGAAAGGCGACCCAGAGUGGCGGAAACGGACGUAGGAAAGGUCGGAGGCUCAUUCGCUGGACCGGUAAGACUCGCGCCCGAACAAUGCAAGUGUAUCCGAAGCUAACACGCCUCGAACUAGCCCAAGCGGACCAGCUGUUGUUGCUUUGUCUCCACCACGAAUUGGCCCGGAACAAGGAAGAGCUUCCGUAUGAGGCUAUUGCUCAACGCAUGUUCCCGGAAAAAAAUGCCACAGGUGGCGCUAUCAAGGAGCGAUUCGCGAAGCUUCGCAUCGAGUGCUUGAAUAGGGGUUCGUGGGUGCCACCUAUUCUUGGCAAGACCCCACAGAACACUCGACCAGACGUCCGAGGCGUUGUUCGUCUCGCCCCGGGAAUUGACAAGGGCCGAUUCGUUCUUUGGAAAGAGGAUGCAUCCAAACUCAUAGACCCCAAGGAUAUCAACAAGGGCCACGUCGAUGCUCAAAAUAAGGGCCUUCAAUACCCCGAACGUCUGUGGAUCAGCCCGGGCGCAGAGAAGGAGUACCUGAAAUCAACGCAUGCCCAUAAAGCGUUGAAUCUUUCUCCCAUUUCUGGUCCAGUCCCAAUGGAUGAUGAUGAGUUGCUCUCAGACGAGGAUGAGGAGGAAGAGAUGGAGGCAGUAUCAGAUGAUGGUGCUGUCGUACCCUGCACACCGAAAAAGCGUAAGGCUACCGUCAUCACUGACUCUUCAAAAAAAAAGCCCAGGCCAGUUGCUCGUCCAAGUCCAAAGAAGAUUUCCGCCAAGGGGAGGGCGACGCAGGCCGAUGACACUGACUAUGAGGGCACCACAGCUGGCGCAGGUAGCAGCAAGCGUGUACCAAAGAAGGAGCCUGGUGCUGGUCGAUACAGGAGCCCUAGAGGUAGACCCAAGAGCUGUGAUAGGACACCGCCUGACGAAGAUUCGGAUUCCAGCGCUACCAAAACGGCCGAGUCCAAUGAGAGCAAGGACGACGAGAGUCCCACCAGCAAUCGACUGAUGAUGAUGGCAUUUGACAAAGACGAGGAGGUUAGACCCCUCAGGUCCAUUGUUAUUGUCCGUGGGUUUACUCCUGGUGCUCUCAGCAAGUUUCCGCCUGGCAUCCAGGGCCCUGGGGACGAUGAUUAUGCUGACGACGAGGUCGCUGAGGGUCCUGCCGUCCCAUGCCAUGGAAGCGAAUACGUUGUCAAUGCAGAUGAUGCAGAUGAUAAAGCCGCCGUCCUUUUUGAAGACAACCCAGAUAUCCAAUUUGAUGAUGGCGUAGACGGAGUCGGACAAGAUGGCUCGAUGGAUGAGCAACACUUCAACCUGCAGGAUCUUCUUGGUGCCAUAAACCGGAACACCGACAAUAACGGACAAUUGAUCAAUAAAGAUCUCUGGGAGAUCCAUCUGGAGCAAAUGAAUGCACUCAAGGGAGCUGGGAUGAUGCAAAAUCUAUCCCCUGCACAGUUACACUAUCAGACUCAGAUGUCUCAAUACGGACAGACCCAAGCACCAAACCAGCUCACUUCCAAUGGCUUUGGCUCUUUCUCGGGCUUUGGAGGCCCUCAAGUCAGCUUUGGUGAUUCCCCUCAAGUCGGCUUUGGUGAUUCUCAAAUCCGCUUUGGUGACUUCGAUUUCCAACCAGUGCACUCAGAUGGAACUCAGGGAAAGGCCGCGUACUACAAUACCAAGAACUUCAUUGAAAACGGCUUGAUCGAUACAGCUCAGUAUGAAAAGAUGAAAGGAAUGAAAUCUAACUCAAGUGGAAAUAUCAAUCCAGACCCUGUUCCAGCAGGAUUUUCGGGGUUAGACGCCACCUUAGCGCCAGCGCCAGAUGAUGAGUUCUUCUCAUUUGACUACGCCAGAAGUGGAGAUGCCUCCUUGGAUGGCGGCUUUGGGCCCUUGGAUCCAUUGGCAGACUACUUCUAG